Molecule: messenger RNA, 1110 nt
Organism: Pediculus humanus corporis (human body louse)
Lineage: Eukaryota; Metazoa; Arthropoda; Insecta; Psocodea; Pediculidae
Product: class A rhodopsin-like G-protein coupled receptor GPRals, putative
Exons: 5
Coding region: 1-1110 (369 amino acids)
Biological process (GO): G protein-coupled receptor signaling pathway
Cellular component (GO): membrane
Molecular function (GO): neuropeptide Y receptor activity
Source: RefSeq, a predicted model, not a curated record
AUGUCGUACAAUUUAUCCGAUGAUUUAUCACAGUACUACACCGGAAAUAAUGAAUUGGGUUUGCUUAAUUGCGACAAUUCAACAACCGGAAAUUGUAGUUACACGGAUUCUAGUGAUUUUUAUGGUGUUUCAUCUUUAGGACCAGAAGACGAAGAAAGACUUCAAAGCAUAAUAAGAGUUGUUGUACCGAUAUUCUUCAGUUUAAUUUUUAUAUUCGGACUUGUUGGUAAUCUAUUAGUUGUUAUCGUCGUCGGAGCGAAUCAACAAAUGAGAUCAACGACAAACCUUUUAAUAUUAAAUUUAGCAAUCGCGGAUUUAUUAUUUACAAUAUUUUGCGUACCCUUCACAGCUUGCGAUUACAUGUCUUGGUGGCCUUUUGGUGAUACCUGGUGCAAAAUUGUACAGUAUAUGAUUGUCGUUACGGCAUAUACAAGCGUUUACACGCUUGUUUUCAUGAGCUUUGAUCGAUAUUUGGCUGUUGUUCAUCCUCUUACGUCCAUAUCAUUUCGAACUGAAAGAAAUGCCGUUUACAGUAUCAUCAUAACAUGGCUUGUGAUUGUUGUUCUUAGCAUGCCGGUCAUUAUGAUACACGGAGAAUUUCGUUAUUAUUAUCAAGAAGAAACACGAGUUGUUUGUGUUUUCCUACAAAAUGAUUACGAUAACAUGGUAUUUCACGUCACAUUUUUCGCGACCUCUUACGUAAUUCCAUUAGCAUUAAUUUGCGGUUUAUAUCUUCGUAUGUUAAUACGUUUAUGGACGGGAGCAGCACCUGGAGGACACGUGUCAGCAGAAGGUAGAAGAGGUAGAAAAAGAGCUACGAGAAUGGUUGUUGUCGUCGUCGCCAUAUUUGCUUUUUGUUGGUGUCCCAUACAAGUAAUUCUAUUAGUUAAAAGUUUAAAAUAUUAUCAGACGACGUACGCGACGGUUCUCAUACAAAUAUUAAGUCAUUUACUCGGAUACAUGAAUUCAUGCGUUAAUCCAAUUUUAUACGCUUUUCUUUCCGAUAAUUUUCGUAAAGCGUUCAGAAAGGUAAGAAAAUCAACAAUUAUUUUUUUUUUUUUUUAUGUAAAUAAUAAUAAUUAUUUAACCGUUUUAAUUAGUAAUAAAUAA